Messenger RNA from Enterobius vermicularis (human pinworm), 1901 nucleotides. The record is from the annotation of a GenBank genome assembly. NCBI's taxonomy places the organism in Eukaryota, Metazoa, Nematoda, Chromadorea, Rhabditida, Oxyuridae.
CCUCUUCCAUCGUCGUUGAAGUUGUUGGUACAAUAAGCAUUAAAAUGGAUUUGAGAACUGUAACUUACUUUUUGAUACUGGUUGCUUGUGGUAGGAUAUCAGAAGAAACCAUGAUUCCGGUUACAAAGCACGAAUUGCAAGCCUUUUUUGAGCCUCCGGUACCGAAGAUUGGUACAGAUUGCAAGAGCUAUCUUGAAAGUAUGUCACAGUUACUUGCCAAUAGUUCUCUGGAUGCAGAUCUGCCUGCAAUUUUAACGUCGUUUUCAUACGGAAGAUCUGACGAAUUUGUUGGCGAAAUACGUUGGUUCCAUAAUAUGUUGAAAUGUUUCAAAACGAGUAUAGAAUAUAAUGGAACACGAUCUUUUUGUUUUGGAUAUAAUUCCAAACAGUUCGUAGACCUACGAGCCUUUGCAAUCUGUAUACCCCGACAGUGUGCCAAUGACAAGUUGGAGUCAACGUCUAAGUUCGAUACAGCUGCAUUUAAUAGCCACGUUUCACUGUUUAUUGCUCGUACAGUUACAAAAAUUGCAGAAGUAACAUCUCUAUCAGUUGAGCAAUUUCAGCUCUCCACUCAAACAAAUAUUAGAAAUUUCUCCAAAUUAACCAAACUUCCAAAAGAUCAGUCGACAAUAACAUGCAUGUUUGGACUUCGGGUUUAUUCGAUGGUUUGGACUUUAAUUGGUCACUCGUUUUCGUGGAUUCAGGCAUAUGUUGAGAACAGUGAUGAAUAUAGAUUUCAUAUGGCUGGAUAUUUCUGGAAUCUCCUAAUUACAAACUUCAAUUUGGCUGUGGAUACAUUUUUCGUCUUAAGCGCUACACUAAAUUCAUAUUUAUGGUUUAAAAGUUUUAUUAAUGGUGCGUCUUUUCUGUUCUUGAAUAUACCUGAUAGAAAAGUGCCUACGUGGAGAUCUUGGCGAUAUUGGUUAGCUUUUUAUCGACAUCGUUUGAUUCGUCUCUGGCCAGCUUACUUGUAUGCCCUAUCCUUAACAGCAUUUUUUCUAAUGGAGUUAGGUUCUCACUCAAUGUGGCCUCCAUUGGAUCAGUCACUGCAGUGUAGAGAGAAUGGUUGGCAAAAUGCUCUUUUUUUGAAUAGUCUGAUGUGUAACGAUUGCAUGGGCUGGACGUACAUUGGCACAGAAUUUAUAUUCUACAUGAUUUCUCCGAUCUUCCUUUUGCUUCUGAAGUAUUCUCCACAGCUAGGAGUAUCACUAAGCCUUACAACUGUAGUUCUUUCAUCUUUAAUGAAACUAAGAAUUAUGAAGAACGACAAUUAUCCACCUAUACCUCUUCAUUUUGGUAGCUCUAAAUUUUUUCGCGGGACAUUCAUGGAGGUCUCAUUAUGCAAUUUUUUCUCACUGUACGAUAUGUUUUUAUGUUACCGAGAAGGACAGUUAUACGUUUAUUAUAUCAAACCUCAAUACCGGAUUAGUCCGUACAUAAUAGGACUGUUAUUGGGGCACAAACUAGCUGAUUUUCGAAAACGUACGGGAAGUAGUAUUUCUCCUUUAAGUCAGUUUUUCGGAUGGCUUUUCUGUCUAAUCUUAGGAUGUUGGUCGAUAUUCGGUGCAUAUCCGACGAUGAAGGAUAUAGAUGCACCGAUCUUCAAUUUGUUUUAUGGAUCAACACAUCGCAUUUCUUGGGCAGUUGCCGUCGCUUGGAUUAUUUAUGCGUGUCAUACAGGCGUUGGUGGAUUAGUCGACAGGAUCCUGAGUCACAAAAAUUUGAUCCUCUUUUCAUCGUUGAGUUACUCGGUGUAUUUAUUGCAUCUGUUCGUCGUAUUCGGUACUUUCAUGUGGUCACCGUUUCCUAUUAAAUUUAAAAGCAAAAUUUCAAUUUUACUGUUGGCAGUGCCACAACUAUUUCUCUCUUACCUGGCAGCUCUGGCGCUUUCAAUGUGUACC